UCGUCAUUCUUCUUCUGCAUCGUACAACAUGAACAAGUUUAUGCAUAUAUGCUACGGACUUGUCUGUUAGAAACUAUCAGUUUGAACUUGGAGAUUGUCGUCUUCAAGAGGGAAAGAAUGAUCAUUCUUCAUAGUUUGGAAAUGCGCUGGAUCGGAAAUGAACUGGAUAGAAUUUUUAGGAGAAUUCAUUCAAGAUAAUGUCUUGUGAGAAAUGCAAACAUUUAUGUACUUGGAGACUUUGUAUCAUAGGCAAUAGGAAUAUCAAAUGGAUUGUUGAGAAGAUUUUGUCUCGAGAUUAUGACGACUAUUUGGAUGAUAUAGAUUAACCAUGGAAGCUGUUGGAACACUUGUGUCAUGUCAAUGUGGAUUGUCGGCUGAUAUUGACAGUUGCAGCCAGUGCAAGCAGCGGCUAUCGUCCUGGUACUUUGAGAGGGAUAAGAAGCUCUACUGUCAGAAGGAUUAUUGGGCCCAGUUUGGAGAGUCUUGUCAGGGAUGUGCUCAACUCAUCGCUGGACCAGUUAUGGUGGCUGGUGAGCACAAGUUCCAUCCGGACUGCUUUGUAUGCUCUAAAUGCCAAGCCUACAUUGGAGAUGGAGACAGCUAUGCCCUGGUGGAAAGAUCUAAACUAUACUGUGGCCCAUGCUACAAGAAGGUUGUUGUCCUACAGACGGAGAAGAGUAGUCCUAAGAAGAAGAAGAAGAAGCAAGCACACACCGUUCAGCUGAUUAACAUACCACCAACACCAGAGGGACAGAAGAGGUUCUCUCUGUCGCUGGAAGAGAAACAGGCCAAGGAAUCAAGCUCCAGUGAAGAUGUACCGGUAGCUGCUCAGGGCAAGAGCAUCUGUAUAUCAGAUUUGGAGACUACACCUGAGACGGUAUCUCUUCAAGUAGGAGAUAGGAUUCUGGAGGUUAACGGUACACCUGUCACUGAUCAUAACAUAUCAGAGAUUGACAGAAUACUGAGUCAAAGGACAUCCCAGCUUCGCAUCACCGUAGAACACGGCCCAUCUUCCAACCCCGUCCCCGACGUCUGCGGGAUCUUCAGUAGUCGGUCCAGCAGCGAAGAGAGCAACUCCCCAUCCUCCUCCAACGAGCCGGAGUUUCCUUCAAUCAACAACAACGUUCAAGCAUCACUCUCCGACUGUUCACCGUCGUCGGGCGAGAGAGGGCGUCUUGGUGUGUUCAACUACGAGAGGAGACAUAUGAAGCUAGAUAGGCAUGGCUCAGCUCCCAAAGUACGCAAUAACUAUCCUGUAAUGUGCAGUCCUACCUCACCGUUGUCCAGAACUCAGUCAUACCGGGUCUCUAAGAACCAGAGGAUAUUUCGACCUGCAGAUCUCAUCAAGGGAGAGGUACUGGGUCAAGGCUUUUUUGGAAAAGCAGUCAAGGUAACUCAUCGGUAUACAGGAGAAGUGAUGGUUAUCAAGGAGCUGGUAAGAUACAGUGAUUCUGCACAGAGAGACUUCCUAAAAGAGGUUAAGGUCCUACGGAGUCUGGAUCAUUACCAUGUUCUCAAGUUCAUCGGUGUACUCUACAGAGACAAGAGACUUAACCUAGUAACUGAGUUUGUUGGAGGAGGGACACUAGAGAAUAUUAUCUCUGAUCUUGAUAAACCGUUUCCAUGGCUGCAAAGAAUAAAUGCUGCAAGAGACAUUGCUUCAGGAAUGUCCUACCUUCACUCGAUGGGGAUAAUCCAUAGAGAUCUCAACUCAAACAACUGCCUUGUCAGGGAUGAUGGCUCUGUCGUCGUAGCAGAUUUUGGUCUUGCCAGGGUAUUCAUUGAUGAGAAUGACAGUCGAUGUCCAAACUCCUUUGGUCCGGGUAGGGAUAAACACAAACCAGCCGGUCGUAAGAAGCGCUAUACCAUGGUCGGCACAGCAUUCUGGAUGGCUCCUGAGAUGCUGAAAGGUAAAGACUACAAUGAGCGUGUAGAUGUCUUUUCAUUCGGCAUUGUCAUGUGUGAGUUGAUUGGGAGAGUGAGUGCCUGCCCGGAUGAUUUGCCACGGAGCGGGGACUUUGGACUAGAUGAAGUGCCUUUCAUGGCGCAAUGUUGUGAUACCUGUCCCAAGACAUUCCAUCAGAUCAUGCUCAUGUGCGUCAGGAUGGACUCUGAUGAAAGGCCUUCGUUCGAUGAACUGGACCAGAGAUUGUCCUCCUUUUCUCUUCACUUUGAGAGACUUUCACCCCGUGCCAAAGACCUGGAGAGUUAUCAUAUAUCACCCACUGAAGAUCCACCACCUAAAACCUGAACGAGCACCCAGCCCAGGCAUGAGAAGGGAACGGUUACCAGUCUGGAAUCAAAAACUCGAAAGGACAAGAAUGAUAAAUCCCUGUAUACAGGUGGAUGACAUUUAAACAAGUUCCCUGAUCAUUGUUUAUCAUCCGGCCUUUUCUUGCUGCUGCUGCUGCCUUCUAAUAUGAAUAUAGUCAUUUUCUUCUAUACUUCCAAUAUCUGCAAGAAGGGGCACGGUGUAUACAAUUUCAUUUUAUUUAUUUCAUUUAUCGUACCCUGUAAACAUACCCUGUAUCAUUGCUGCAUUAUCAAAUGAUAUGUAUGCAUGUGGACAGUGCCAUAGGUGGAAAGCACCGUAGUCACAAGAAAGAUUUCUUCUGAAUUUUUUUUUCAUCUUCAAUAUAUUAGAAAAUGUUGUCAGAGUAGGAUGAAAUAUGUAAGAUUUAAGGAUUAAUUGUUCUUAAAAAGGGUCUUUCCGCUCAUGGUAUGAGAAAAAUAUACAUAAAUUCCAGUAUUUGGUGCAUAAUCUUAGUAAUGAACAGGGUUAUUAUUAGAGAUUAAUGUAGGUUAUUUAUUUUUAUACCAUUAUUGUACAAAUAUGUAUGCUAAGAUUUUUACAGAAAAUGUUGUUUUAAGCUUUUCUACAAACACUCAUGUGGUUUAAGAUUAAUUAAUCAUCUUGAACACCCAAGUACUACUUCCAACUCGAUUGGAAAUCAGUGGAAUUAUCAAUGUUUACUAAAUUAUAUUUGUGGGUUCUUUAUCCACCUAAUAACUUGAACGAUUUAAUAAUACAUUUUAUUUGUUUGAAAAAUAAAUAUUUGUUCUUCUUUCUUAUUUGUCUUCUGAGCAAAUCUUUAAUAUAAAUGAAUCAUAUGUCAUUUCAAAAUGAAAUGAUGCAAUUUGUCAGUAGUUUGCAGGACUCCUUGCCUGCUGUACUGGAGAAUUUAUUGGAUCUAGCUAUUUUCGUCAAGCGUUCAGCAAAAAAAUUGUUUGAAAAUUUUGAGGGAAGUGUAUAGAGAAGACAAAUAUGAAAUUGUUGAAGUUUUAUUCAUGGAGUAUGAUAUAGUAAGCCCAAUUUCAGAAUUGCUGUUGCAGUGUCAAGUUAUCACAUUCCUCAAUCUGUCAAUGAUUAACAGUAAUACGUCAAUUGUUUAUUUGUUGUUUCCUUUAAAAUAUGAAAAUGUGGCCUACCUAUAAACCACUGUUACUUGCCAAAUUAGUAGAAUCAAUUUGUAAGAAUUUUGAAGCAAUAUCAAAACUGAAAUCUGAAUACCAACAUAUUGAUAUUCAAAAGAAAUGGCCAGCUUCUUCUCAUUUAACGUCAAUGAAUGCUCGCCUCGUGUGUCAUGUAUUUGCCAAAUUUUUACAGCUCUCUUUUGAACUAUAUGGAUCUGCAUUUUCAGAUGAUGUUUACUGUAUAAGCUUUUUAAAGGCAAUAAUUUGUACCAACAUUUUUUGUUGGAACUCUUAACUGUUAAAGAGAUGUGAUAUGCACUUGUUUCCAAAGGGCCAAAUUUUGCCAAAUUUUAACACAAAUGUUUGUCUUUUCAAGGGCUUUUAUUUGGGUUCUUUCAAAGACGUGUGCAUGCAUCAUCAAAACAGCUGAAUUUUUAUAGAUUUUUUCUCUUUAUUUAUUGUGCAAUGUUGAAAAAGAGAUUUGGAUAUACUUUCUAAUAAUGUAGUCUUUCAGUGUUAAUGAGAAAUUUCUAUUUAGAUUAUAGAUUAUUAAAUCUUCAUUUCAUAUACUAUAUUUGCCAGAUAUCGUAAUGCUUUCAUAGAAUAAACAUAUUAUAGUGUUUGUGGUUGUCUGAAAAUAAUUAAUGUACGUUUAGGUUCUGCUUUUUUCACCAAGGAAUUUGUUUUUUACGACAUUGAAUAAAAGCUUGAAAGUUUUGUCAAAUGUCUGUAAACCUGUUAUUAGAUCAGGAACAAUAACCCUUCAACUCAAAAUGCUUAUUUAUAUCUUGUCAAGUGUCAAAAAAUCUCUUACUAGUUUUGCCAAAAUUAAGUUUAUAGUUUGUACCGGUAGUUGUACUGAGCAAACUGUUACUUUUAUGAUUGAUAAAAAAAAAUGAUUUGUAUCAAAAAGAAAAAAAAAGCAUUUGUUGGUUUUGCAAGUGGUGGCAAAAAUUAUAUUUUAACACUAAAUAAUUGGGAUUCGUGAAAUUCACAUGCUGCUUAAAUGACCAUUGUAAUGUUAACUGAUUUGUAAGUUUCACGCUGAGAUAGUUACUGGUUUUACAAUAUGCCCGUCAUCAUAACUCAAACUUGUUCUUUGUCCAUGGUCCAUAUCGUGUCUAAUCAACGUAGAGUCUGUUCAGCCUACCGUAUCGCAUGUUCUAGUAUGCUUUAUUGAAGGGAAAGACCAAUAAUACAGAUUAAAUGGAAGAAAGUGUGGCAAUAAGAAGAGUGAAGGAAAGGUGGAUAUAACAUCAUCUCCAUUUUUUGAUGAAUUACAUAAGCAUUGAAAAUGUGCAUGUGCCUGCAUGAUAGGGAUGAUUGGAUGCAAUCACUUUUUAAUUUUUUAAAUAUUUUUUUCAUGGAUAUGAACUUCUCAAGCACAGACCUUGCCUCUCUGUUUUUCAUACAUUCCCUUAAUGUAUUUCUCUCUCUUUCUCAUUGUCUAUUAGUUCUUUCCUUUAAAUUUCUCAUAUUUUGAGGCUAAAGAUAAUAGCCUGAUCAGUGUUCAGUUACUUUCGUUCAAACUUCACGUUUGGAUUUUGUAAGCAUUUAAAAAUUGCACUUGCACGUACAUACAUGUAUGCAGACAGCGUACACCAAUAUUUGCUAUGAUCAAUCGUUUCCACAGUUACUUUCACAGUGCAAUCGCAUGACCAGAAUCUUUGACAAUUCAAAUUAUCCAUACACGUGUACAAGGGAAAAACAGAAAAUUGGUAUUGCAGGCCGUACUACAGAAUAGUGUUUAUAGUAAUACUUGAAUUUUAUUCCAGAAUUUUUUAUUUUGUGUUGUUUGUCAUUAUGUAAACACAUUUUAAUAAAUUUGAAUCUUUUAUGAGGUAAAAUAUUGCAA
Molecule: messenger RNA, 5269 nt
Organism: Strongylocentrotus purpuratus (purple sea urchin)
Lineage: Eukaryota; Metazoa; Echinodermata; Echinoidea; Camarodonta; Strongylocentrotidae
Gene: limk2
Product: LIM domain kinase 1
Exons: 15
Coding region: 329-2251 (640 amino acids)
Biological process (GO): protein phosphorylation; actin cytoskeleton organization
Cellular component (GO): nucleus; cytoplasm
Molecular function (GO): protein serine/threonine kinase activity; protein binding; ATP binding
Source: RefSeq, a predicted model, not a curated record